Henningerozyma blattae CBS 6284 is the source of this 1068-nucleotide messenger RNA. It is a transcript of the gene YRB2, whose product is annotated as Yrb2p. Gene Ontology annotation, cellular component: nuclear pore; cytoplasm. Gene Ontology annotation, biological process: protein import into nucleus. The record is from RefSeq and is a predicted model, not a curated record. The transcript has a single exon. The coding region runs from base 1 to 1068 and encodes 355 amino acids. NCBI's taxonomy places the organism in Eukaryota, Fungi, Ascomycota, Saccharomycetes, Saccharomycetales, Saccharomycetaceae. Gene Ontology annotation, molecular function: GTPase activator activity.
AUGAUUGACAAUAAUACAGAUGAAAAAAGUGCAUCUUUAAAGAGAAACCGUGAUGAAACUAGCAUCGAAAGUAAUGAACUUGGAAAUACCAGAAAUGAAGCAGUGCAUAAAAAAACUAAAGUCGAAAAUUCUAAUGGCAAUGAACAACAAUUAGGUAAGAAAGCCUCAAUUAAUUCAGAAGAACAGAAAAGCGCUUCUGAUAAUUCUAAGAAAUCUACUGAAGAGCAUUCAGAAGAUACUAUCACUAAAGAGGAAAAGAAAGAAGAUGAUACUGAAAAAGAAAUCACUAAAAAAGAUGAUAAAGCUGGAGAUAAAAAUGAAAAAGAAGAUAUCCAAAAAAAUAAUAAAGUAGAUGCAGACAAUAAAGAUUCUGAAACAAAGCAAAAAUACGUUUUUGGUUCUACCUCAAAAUUUGGUGCUGGGUUUAACUUAUCAAAUACUGCUUCAAGUAUAGGAUCUGAAGAUACUAGUACUGAGCUUGCCCAAAAAUCAUUUAGCUUUGGUUCAGGAUUCGCAUUUGGUGGAGGUUUUGACGUAUUAAAGGAACCAAAAGACAAUAUAUCUAGCAAGACAGAAAAAUCAAGUACAUUAGAUGAAGAAAAGAAAUCAGAAGUUUCAAAUUCAAAGGCAGAUAAUACGGAUGAAACCGUAUCAGGAUCUCAAGAUAACUCGAUUGUUUCGCUAAAAAAACAAGAAGUUAAAUCGGGAGAAGAAGAGGAAGAAGUGAUAUAUCAAGCUAAUGCCAAGCUUUACCAAUUACAAGAUGUCAAAGAAGGAUGGAAAGAAAGGGGUGUGGGCCAUAUAAGAAUUAAUAAAAACAGAACUAGUGGAAAAUACCGUAUUAUAAUGAGAUCGCGUGCGUUGCUAAAAGUAUUGCUAAACAUUAGUUUGAUUAAAGGAUUGUCCGUAUCGAAGGGAUUUCCUGGUUCUUUGCAAGGAGAAAAAUUCAUUAGAAUAAUUACAUUUACAGACAAUAAGACUCCAAUGCAAUAUGCUUUGAAGACAGGAAAAAAAGAAAUUGCUGAAGAAUUGUAUGACAAAAUUCAAGAAUCUAAAGAAAAAUUAUAA